AUGGCUGAAGUCUUUGUUGCAAAUCAACGCACUGGAAACGGUACGCUCCGCCGCGUUUGGGCUCGGAACAGCAACUACAAGCAGUACAACAAGGUCGUUGAAGAGGUGGCAAGCACAAUGGUUGCCUGGGGCGCGUCUUUGCUCCUGUCUGCCGGCAAAGCUGAUGAAGGCCGGUCAACGACCGAAGAAGACUUUAUGGCUUGGAAAGAGAACUUGGUUCUAUUUCUGAAAACUCAUCUCGAUUGGAGAGAGCAUGCCGCCAGUCGGUCUCUGAUCACUAAGGAGUCACACGAGGGAGUCUGCAUCCACAUGGAUAUAAACCUUUCAGGUCAGCCUGAAAUCAAGUACAAGAGUGGAGACCAUAUUGCCAGUUGGCCCGUGAAUCCAAGAGAUGAGGUGGAUCGACUCUUGCAAGUGCUCGAUAUCAAGAAGGCUGACCAAAGGAUCAUAAUCCAGUCUAAAGCCCCCGAGACUGAACUGAGGUUGCCUCGGAGGACCAACGCUUUGGCGCUCUUUGAACACUAUCUGGACAUUUGUGCCCCUGUUCCACGUCAAGUCGUGUUGAGCCUGGUCGACUUUACAAUACCAGAUGUCGUCAAAAUCGCUCUCAGAAAGAUUGGAAAAGACAAAGCCACGUACAGCGCUUUCUUAGCCAGCACUCGCCUCACGUUUGCCCGGCUUCUGGCAUAUACGUCCACCUUGGAUCCGAAUAUCAAUUGGUUAUCUCUUCCACUGAGCUUUGUGAUCGAAUCCAUUCCGACAAUGUCGCCGCGGUGUUAUUCGAUCUCAACUUCGAACAUCACGUCACCGACGCAGGUUUCUAUUACAAUAUCUGUUAAGCAAACGCGACUGGCAUUGAAGCCGGAGGUGGCGAUUUUUGGACUGACGAGCCAGUAUUUGGCCUCGCUCGGUACUUCACCAUGUCAAGACCCUGGGACAGUUCAGAAGCAGAACCCUCUGCAGACGAUACAGGCCCAGAUUAGGCGGUCGAAUUUUAAAUUACCAAUGGCAUCUACCGUGCCUCUGGUGCUGGUUGCCGCGGACACGGGGAUUGCCCCUUUGCGAGCGUUUAUUCCCGACCGAGCAAGAUUGGCAGUGAUGGGACGGCAAAUCGGAAACAUAACCCUGUUCUUCGGGCGUCGUGACACCAAUAUCGAUUUCUUGUACAGAGAUGAGCUAGCCACGGUGGCGGUUGAGCCUCUGGAAGGUAAAUUUGAACUUGUGACAGCAUAUUCACGCGUGCCCGGGAAAGACAAGAGAUACGUGCAGGAUGCAAUGUGGGAAAGGAUGGGAUGA
This is a messenger RNA of Cladophialophora psammophila CBS 110553, 1296 nucleotides long. RefSeq lists its product as uncharacterized. The transcript has 2 exons. Gene Ontology annotation, cellular component: cytosol. NCBI's taxonomy places the organism in Eukaryota, Fungi, Ascomycota, Eurotiomycetes, Chaetothyriales, Herpotrichiellaceae. The record is from RefSeq and is a predicted model, not a curated record. Gene Ontology annotation, molecular function: FMN binding; NADPH-hemoprotein reductase activity; flavin adenine dinucleotide binding. The coding region runs from base 1 to 1296 and encodes 431 amino acids.